AACUGUUUUAAACAAAGUGUACUCUUAUAUAUUUUGUUAAAAAUAAACUGAAUUGAACCCAUGUGUUCAAAUUGUAUUGCACUCUCUGCGUAUUAUGACCGAAAACAUGGCGCGCACCGCCUAUGACGUACAACGGGACUUUGCAUUAAGCAGCGGCUUGCGUUCCGAAAUUAUCUGGGACUCGCUGGCGCCCGACCAGGCGGACGUGCUGCACCAAAAGCUGGCGAAUCUGAUCUGUGAGCACGAUGGCAGCGGCGGGGGGCAAAGUUCCAAGGCGCUGGCUAAGCAGCGCCAGCUGCUGUUCGAGAACAUAUGGAAGCAGCGCAUCUAUACGAAUGGCACCCUGCUGUCAGCCAUUAUCUAUGUGCUGGUGACCAAGGAGAGGCACCCGGUAUUGGCACUGCAGUCGACCAGCUACAGCUGCCAUCCGGUGAUACGUACGCGGAAAUGCAUGCGACCGGACGGUGGGAACAGCGAGGGCUGCUGCAUGAUCUUCAUCGAUGAGCAGGGACGUGUCUACGCCAAUUGGCACAACUAUGUGCGCAACAAUGCCCUGCCCGGGGGCACCAUGAUAGCGCCCAGCCAGGGUGUCUAUACGUUUAGCAACGACGAGGUGCAGCUGAUGGUGCAGGCGUCGCCCGCCUCAUGGUUGAAGCAGAAGGUGCUGAAUGUCAGUGAUAAAUUGGUAACAAUUGGUGGCAUUGUGGCCACGGUGCCUGUGGCUGCCACCCUAGCAUUGCCCGUCGCUGGACCCAUACUGAUGGCAGCCACCGUUGUCGGCGUCUCGACGACUGCGUAUAACACGGUGCGCUCCGCCUCACGGCUAAUUGAUCGCCGCUGGCACGGUCAGUCCACAUCUUUGGCGGACAGCGAGGCACGCAGCAGCUGGUUGGGCGUGGCGGGCGGAGUUGCCGGCCUGGGCGUCACCGGUGCCAACACGGCGAUAAAAACCAUUGCACGUGGCAGACCAGGCAUAGCCACCAAUCUGGCGGUCAAGAGCAUCAAUGUGUCCUCCAUUGUGCUCUCCGGCACAGGUGUGGCAAAUGGCGUCUACGAGCUGUACCUGAAGAUCAGCGACGAUCAGCCGCUGAAUAACUACGAUAUAAUGCAGAUCGCCUCCAGUCUGCUCAUAUUCACGCACUCCGUCAACAAUCUGCGCAUCGCCUCCAAGGCAACCAAUGGCUAUAGCCUGCGUCGGGCACUGCGCCAGCAGAGCCGCAAAGCGUUUGAGCGCAUCGCGCAGGAGACGGCCAAGCUGCACGAGCACAAGACCGGCGGCAAGUACGACAUUGUGCGCAUCAUCAAUGAUAUACCCUAUAAGGAGGCGCUGCUCAGCCUGCACAAGAUCCAUACGCAUCUGGCGCAGGGCGCCACCGUUCUGGGCGCUGCAGCUGCUGCUGGCGUUCUGCCCAGCUUUGUCAAUUUAACGCCCGGCGGGCAAUUGCGUCUGGAUAUGCAGCAGCUCGCCAGCCAGCUGGGCAGCAAGUUUGUCCAGCAGAUUGGCCAUUUGGGCAGCUUCACGGAUGUGCUCGACAGCCUGACCCGCUACUUUAGCGAGCAGGCGGUCCAGUUGCUGCUCCAGCUGACGCGCACCUUUGUCGAACAGAAUGUGGAGAGCAUUGAUCGCAACCUGAACACGUUUGUCUCCACGGAGCUGGUGCUCUAUCGCAUGCUGAUGCACUGCAUCAACAGCUAUGAGAACUGUGCUGUUCACUUUCUAGAGCAACGUCGUUACGAGAUUCUCGAUGUCAUUGGCAACUACUUUCAAUCCCUGCAACCGGAGCCGGCUAGCGCACAGAAUUGCCGCCGGCGCAAGUGCCCCAAGUGCCAGGGUGUCUACUAUAUGUGUCCAUUGUAAUGGCUACUUUCCACAGCUGCCAAAAAACA
Molecule: messenger RNA, 1887 nt
Organism: Drosophila novamexicana
Lineage: Eukaryota; Metazoa; Arthropoda; Insecta; Diptera; Drosophilidae
Exons: 3
Coding region: 95-1858 (587 amino acids)
Source: RefSeq, a predicted model, not a curated record